Molecule: messenger RNA, 3510 nt
Organism: Trichomycterus rosablanca
Lineage: Eukaryota; Metazoa; Chordata; Actinopteri; Siluriformes; Trichomycteridae
Gene: map3k8
Product: mitogen-activated protein kinase kinase kinase 8
Exons: 8
Coding region: 75-1454 (459 amino acids)
Biological process (GO): protein phosphorylation
Molecular function (GO): ATP binding; protein kinase activity
Source: RefSeq, a predicted model, not a curated record
ACACUAUGGAUCAGUUCACAGCGCUCGUUUCCAUGUGAUCUACAGUGCUGUCAAGAUUGAUCUACAUUUCCAAAAUGGAUUUCCAGAACGACAAUGUGGGUAUAGAACUGCUUCUGGCUCACAUGAAUAUCGAAGACAUCAUUGAGGCAGUGGAGCGUAUCUACUCUCAGAGAGACGACGAAGAGUGUCUGUCACCGGAAAAAAUGGAUGAAAACUUGGAUUGCUCAGAUGUUUUGGCCUCAAGGGACUAUGGUUCUGGCAUUCAGAAUGGGAAAGUGAGGUACGGGAAUGUGACAGACCUGCUGGCCUUCAUCAACAUGAUUUCUAAUACACCAGCCUCCAAACUGUCCGAGAUAAGAGAAGAAAUUGGAGUGCUGCUGAACAAGACCGACAUGAUUGUUAAGGAGGGGCGUUAUCGCAUUGAUUUGGACGUGCUCCUCUUUCCAUGGAGGCUGACCUACAAGGCUCAAGGCUCGAGCCACAUUCCUAAGGGCUCCUUCGGGAAAGUCCACUUGGCUCAGGACAUCAAAACACGCAAGCGAAUGGCAUGCAAACGAAUCCAUUUGGAGUACUUUAAACCAGCAGACGUGGAGUUCCAGGCUCGGUUCCAUCAUGAAAACAUUGCUGAGCUGUAUGGGGCACUGCUGUGGGACCAGACUGUGCACCUCUUCAUGGAGGCAGGAGAAGGAGGGUCUGUUCUGGAAAAGCUGGAAAGCUGUGGACCAAUGAGAGAGUUCGAGAUCAUUUGGGUCACACAGCAGGUUCUGCGUGGACUGGAGUACCUUCACUCGCACAACAUUAUUCACCAUGACAUCAAACCCAGUAACAUUGUGCUGAUGUCUGCUAAAGCUGUUAUGGUGGACUUUGGUCUAACAGUGCAGAUGACGGAGGAUGUGUACAUUCCAAGAGACCUUAGAGGAACUGAGAUGUACAUGAGUCCAGAGCUGGUCCUGUGUCGAGGACAUACCACAAAGACUGAUAUCUACAGUCUGGGCACUAGUAUUAUUCACAUGCAGACUGCAAGCCCUCCAUGGGUGAGGAGAUACCCACGCUCAUCAUACCCUUCUUACCUGUACAUAAUCCAUAAGCAGGCCCCUCCUUUGGAGGACAUAUCUGAGGACUGCAGUCCCGCAAUGCGAGGCCUCCUGGAGCGGGCUCUGGAGAGGGUCCCAUCGCGUAGGAGCUCUGCCACAGAGCUUCUGAACGAGGAAGCCCUUCACCCUUCACGAGAAGACCAGCCUCGCUGCUGGAGUCUGGACUCUGCUCUUGGAGAGGGAACACACCCACUUCUACGCCAACAAAGUCACAUGUCAGACAGCACACAAGACUCCUCUUCACUGUAUACUGAAGACUCCGGGCCUUGCAAGAGGAAAGGUUCCCUCUACGUGGAUCUUGGAGCUCUAGCUGGCUACUAUAACUUUGUCAGGGGGCCACCGACAACCGAAUAUGGUUAAAGCAAAGCCAAAUAAGGAACCAGAUGUUUAUCUAUGUGCACACUUACAUUUUUAGGCCUCGUGGGACGUUUGAGGAAGCAAAGUCCUGAGGAUGCAUGUGAUGUGCAUGUGAUUUGCAUGUGAUGUGGACUCUUAUGAAAACAGGGCACCUACAUUAAGUGCUUUAUUUCAUCACCACUGACAGUCCAGUCAUUUGUCAAGUGGCAUGGAGGGAUUGAAAAGCCUUAUUUGGUUGCUAACAGGCUGGAGUUCACAUGUCUAUUUUUGAAAGUCAGAUAUAGAAAGGAGAUGAAUUAGCCCAGCAUGAGGAGACUUUAAACUGUACAUUAAGGUAUCAUAAGAAAUAUUUUAAGUUAGGUACAGUUAAAUGGCUGAAAAGGAUGUAAAGCAAUAUAAAGCAGAAAACAUUUUGCAUAUAACAGUACUGUGUUAAAAAUGUACUAAUUUUUACACUGCAACCACAAGAAAAGGCCUUUUUGUGGGCAAAUAAAAGAGAAAAUGUUAAUGGUUCUCCAAAGAACCGUUUCAUAUAAAAACUAGAGUUUCCAUCAGCAGUGGUUAGCAGCAUUAAUAGGAAAUGCAGUGACUGCAUAGUAAGAUACGUACUUGUAGACUGCCUUUGUGCCAGUAAAAGAUAAACAAAGCAGUGCUCAUAUAUGUACUCAUGUAGACGUGUACAAAAUAGUUUAUGAUGCUACAUAAUGUAAUGCAAAGAUAGACAUUUGUUUAUUGCUAGAUCAUAGCACAGACUUAGAUCAGUAUGUUAGUGGUUUAUCUAAUUAAAUCCUGAUUUAUUACCCACAUACAGGAAGAAUAGUGACUUAUUGUCUCUGGAAAAUGUAUAGGAACUCACUUCUGUUUUUUCUUUUGUAAGUGUGGCCAAGUAAAAAAGACAUUUGUAUGUAAAUGAUGCUCCAUACAGAAGGUUUAUCUGUGAAACCACAGCAUAUAACCAACAAGAGCAUCAGUGGAGUUAUAAAAUCCAUUGGUUUUAUUAAAGAUGAUUAAGAAAUUAUAGACUAUACAUAUAUAGAUCAUACACUAGAAAACAAGCAGGUAGUUUUAAAAAUGUAAAAAAUGUAAGAAAUACUUAAGUGUUAACAAAAGCUUAGCUUUAAUAUGGUUCAGGUUGUAAAUUGGGUUUUAAUCUGUGGCACAUGGGUCACUUUCUGUCUGCAGCACAUGCGGGUGCAGACUGCUUUUUUUAUGUAUUACUGUACAGUAAUGCAUGCUUUUUUUAUCAACUGGUAACAUGUAGCUGUAACAAUGCUGACCCAUCAGUUCAGUUUAUAUUCUCAGCAUGUAAAAACAUUAAUAAAUUUUUAACUGUGUUUCUGGAAAAUGCAGCUUAAUUUAUUAUAGUGGCGCCAUAUUCUUAUACUUUAUUUGACUUUAUUCUUAUGUCUUACAGUGUGUAAUCAUGCAUUUUAAAAAGAAAUAGAAAAAGAACUGUGCUAAUAUCUAUAUUUAACCAUUUUUACAGUUUUACAAAAGUAGCUGUACUGUAUACUAUAAUAUAAUGCACAGUAGAGGCAUAGACUUUAAUAUGUUUACAUUAAAGAUUAAGAAGUGAACUUAAAUGAAAAUCUUGCAUUAAUAACAUAUAUAUACCUGUAUUUUUUAUGUCUAAAAAUGUAGGGUUGCAGCUUUGUAUUCAGCUUCAACUUUUUGUCUAACCAUGGCUGUGGUUUCACCUAUAAUGUGAAGUUUACGUGUCUUAAAAAUAUGAUUAUAAAAUGUUAGCUUUGGAACAAUUACUUGCUUAACUAAGUGAUGGGUAUUUGUAAACAUUUAAUAUGUGUUUUUGGUACUGUUGUUUUUUUCAGAUGUGGAAAAUGCAACUUUGUUCCUGUGGAAUGUUUAUUUCUUAAGUAGUUGCAGUGCAAUAGAUUACAUUAAAUCAUGUACUUAGGAUUAAACCAUACAUCACAGCUGUAGUGGUAUGUACACAAUCCUGACUGUUCUGUCUGAAACGACGUUUCGGUUAACCAGCUAUGCAAAUGAUUGUUCAGUUUAUUUUCUAUUACUUCAAAUAAAAUGAAAUAUAUUUCUGGAA